Spea bombifrons (plains spadefoot toad) is the source of this 981-nucleotide messenger RNA. Its product is annotated as neuferricin. The record is from RefSeq and is a predicted model, not a curated record. Gene Ontology annotation, cellular component: endomembrane system; membrane. The transcript has 4 exons. Lineage: Eukaryota; Metazoa; Chordata; Amphibia; Anura; Pelobatidae. Bases 63 to 875 code for a protein of 270 amino acids.
UCUGCGCCGUACCGGAAGAAGCGCUGUAUGCGGGUACUUAUGCGUUGCCGUUGUCUGCCCCCAUGCUCGGGUACUUGGCAGCCGCUAUUCUGUGCACGGCAGCGGUGCUGCUCAUGCGCAUGGAUCCGGGCUCCUUUCCCAAGGUGCCCGGGCUCAGCUACCUCUUUCCGGAGCAGUGCGGGCUCUCCGGGGGGAAGCUGCUCAGUAAGGAAGAGCUGGCUCGUUACCGUGGGGGCCCCGGCAGCCCUGGCACGUACCUGGCGGUGCUAGGGCAGGUGUUUGAUGUGCGUAAGGGGGACACGCACUAUGGCCCUGGUGGCUCCUACAGCUUCUUUACAGGCAAAGAUGCGUCUCGUGCUUACGUUACUGGUGAUUUCUCAGAGAAGGGCCUUGUGGACGACGUGUCUGAAAUUUCCCCCUUACAAAUGCUUCACCUCAACAACUGGCUUUCUUUUUAUAAGAAGAAUUAUAACUUGAUUGGAAAAGUAGUAGGAAGAUACUAUGAUGAAAAUGGAAGCCCGACAAGAGCCCUAGAGGAUGCUAUGGCAGUUAUUGGUGAAGGAUUGAAGCUAAAAGAGCAACGACACGAGGAGAAUAAGCAGUUUCCACCUUGCAAUGUAGAGUGGACUGCUGGCAGCAACAGAGUCUGGUGUUCCAAACACAGUGGCGGCAUACAAAGGGACUGGGUUGGUGUUCCCAGGAAAAUGUACAUCGCUGGUGCUGACAGUUACCGCUGUGUGUGUGUGAGGGCAUCAGGACCCCCCUCUGAACACCCCGACUCUACAGAAUACAACAGAGGAGACCUGGACAACCCCUUACUGAAGGAAUACGAGGACUGUAAUCCACUUUUUGAAUGGUGUUUAGUCAAACAAUGAGAAGUGAUUAACUUUAUCUGAAGACGCCUUGUUCUUAUAAUUUAAACCCUGUGGGUUGAAGUUUUUCCUCAUCAUUUAUAUUAAAGCUCCUUGUCUUCCUUCAUAA